Messenger RNA from Anas platyrhynchos (mallard), 2180 nucleotides. RefSeq names its product AIF family member 3 (gene AIFM3). Gene Ontology annotation, cellular component: cytoplasm; mitochondrion. The record is from RefSeq and is a predicted model, not a curated record. Gene Ontology annotation, molecular function: oxidoreductase activity, acting on NAD(P)H; 2 iron, 2 sulfur cluster binding. Gene Ontology annotation, biological process: execution phase of apoptosis. Lineage: Eukaryota; Metazoa; Chordata; Aves; Anseriformes; Anatidae.
CGCUCCGUGACGCUCGCCACCGGGCUACCGAGCCCGGAGGGGCAGGCAGGGACCUCCCGGUGCCCCGGAGCAUCGCUGGACUUGUCCUCUCCGCCCCUCCGAGGCCUGCUAACGGGUCCUGCUUCACCCCACGGGCUCACCCGCACCCGGCCCCGCAGCCCCGGUGCCGGUGCCGGUGCCUCCGCUCCUCCCCGCUCCGCCCCGGCCCGGCCCGCACGGGGGCGGCCGCGUUUUUUUUCCACCCCCCCCCCCUCUUCCACCUUUCCUCGCUGCCGCGGUGCUGCGGGACGCGCCGGGACCCGCAGCCGCUGCCCAGGUGGUGAAGGAAGCCCGAAGCCCAGGACGUUUUGAGCAGGAGGGCUGCCAUGCGAGGAUGUGCCUGCGCCCUCGCUGACCUUCCCACCGUCCCCGUCCCUGGCUUGUGUCCUGUGCAGCGUGAGGGCUGCAGCAAGGUGCUGCUCGGCUCGCCAUGGGAGGAUGCUUCUCCAAGCCCAAGCCAGUUGAAGUGAAAAUUGAGGUGGUGAUACCCGAGAAGGAGAGAAGCAAGGAGGAGAUGUCACCCAAUGGGAAAGCCAGCCCAUUGAUUUACAAGGUCAAUGGGACUGCCCGGCAUUAUCAUCUCGAGGAACACCCCAUUGCCAGCAAUCCUUACCACAACCCAAAGGAUGUGGUGGAAGCAUCUGUGUGCCAUGUGAAGGACCUGGAGAACGGACAGAUGCGUGAGGUGGACCUGGGCUGCGGGAAGGCGCUGCUGAUCAAGGAGAGCGGCGAGUUCUACGCCAUGGGACACAAAUGCCCUCACUAUGGGGCCCCGCUGGUUAAAGGGGUUUUGUCCAAAGGAAGAGUCCGCUGUCCCUGGCACGGAGCCUGCUUCAACAUCAGCACUGGUGACAUAGAGGACUUUCCUGGCUUGGACAGCUUGCCCAGGUUCCAGGUGAAGAUCGAAAAGGAGAAGGUGUACAUCCGAGCGAGCAAGCAGGCUCUUCAGACACAGAGGAGGACAAAGAUGAUGGCAAAGUGCAUCUCCUUGAGCAACUAUAACCUGAGCAGUACCAACGUGCUGAUCAUCGGUGCAGGUGCAGCUGGAUUAGUCUGUGCAGAGACCUUGCGCCAGGAGGGUUUCUCAGACAGGAUUGUAAUGUGCACAAUGGACAGACACUUGCCCUAUGAUAGACCAAAGCUCAGUAAGUCAAUGGAUUCCCACCCGGAGCAGAUAGCCCUGCGCCCCAAGGAAUUUUUCCGCACAUACGACAUUGAAGUCCUGACUGAAAUGCAGGUUGCAGCUGUGGAUAUCAAGAACAAGAUAGCUGUGUUCAAGGAUGGAUUUAAGAUGGAAUAUAACAAACUGCUGAUAGCAACUGGAAACACACCCAAAGCUCUCAGCUGUAAAGGCAAGGAAGUGGAAAAUGUUUUCAACAUCCGAACACCAGAAGAUGCAAACCGGGUGGUGAAACUGGCCACCAGCAAGAAUGUGGUUAUAGUGGGUGCCUCCUUCCUUGGGAUGGAGGUGGCCGCCUACCUUGCAGAGAGGGCCCACUCGGUGUCCCUGGUCGAGCUGGAGGAAGUCCCCUUCAAGAAGUUCUUUGGGGAGAGGGUUGGCCGCGCUGUCAUGAAGAUGUUCGAGAACCACAGGGUGAAGUUCUACAUGCAGACUGAGGUGUCGGAGCUGCGGGAGCAGGAGAACAAGUUGAAGGAGGUGGUGCUGAAGAGUGGGAAGGUCCUACGUGCAGACGUUUGUGUCGUUGGUAUAGGUGCAGUGCCAGCAACGGGAUUUCUCAAGCAGAGUGGCAUCAACAUCGACUCCAAAGGCUUCAUUGUGGUCAACAAGAUGAUGCAGACCAACAUCCCCGGAGUGUUUGCAGCUGGUGACACUGUGAUGUUCCCGCUGGCCUUGAGGAACAACAAGAAAGUGAACGUUCCUCACUGGCAGAUGGCCCAUAUGCAUGGCCGUAUAGCAGCACUGAACAUGCUGGCCCAUGGCACGGAGAUCAGCACCAUCCCCUACCUGUGGACUGCUAUGUUUGGGAAGAGCAUUCGAUAUGCAGGCCAUGGGGAAGGAUUUGAUGAUGUUGUGAUUCAAGGGGACUUAGAUGAACUGAAGUUCGUUGCAUUUUAUACCAAGUAAGUGUUUCUCUUCUCCGUGUCCCUACAUAGUCAUUUGUCUCAGCUUGUUCUGCUAG